Molecule: messenger RNA, 813 nt
Organism: Histoplasma mississippiense
Lineage: Eukaryota; Fungi; Ascomycota; Eurotiomycetes; Onygenales; Ajellomycetaceae
Exons: 4
Coding region: 1-813 (270 amino acids)
Source: RefSeq, a predicted model, not a curated record
AUGGACCACGCCCUCCUUCACCGCGUCCUCCUUCAGCCUCCUGGACCAGUCCGGCGCUUCCCGGUCGCGGUCGUUCUCUCGGCUCCGUGGGCUGAGCAUCAGCAAAAGGCAGAUGGGCCGAGCCUCCAUGAAAGACGCGGAGACGAGCCCUACGACAACUGGAUCCUUCGCUGCGUGGUGGUCUCGCCCGCUGGGCGGCCGAUCUACAGGUACGAAUCACCCUUGGAGCUGCUCAAGGCACACCAAUCGCUCUACCUGGAUGGGAACAUUCUAUACCGGGAUAGCUCGGAGAAUAGCAUCAUCACCACGGACCCAGCAAAGGCGGAUGGCAGUACCGGAAUACUCGUUGACCUGGACCUUGCCAAGGAGGUCGGCAGCGGGCGAAGCGGCGCGCGGCACCAGACCGGCACGAGGGAGUUCAUGGCCAUCGAUGUGCUGCUUACCAUUGAUCAUACUUAUCGACACGACUUUGAAUCCUUCUUCUACGUGUUGAUCUGGCAGUGCCCCCGUUAUGGGUGGGGAAAAUCAGGACUCAACCGGCCCAAAUACCGUAUGCUAAAGGAGUCGUACACUGGAAAUUAUGAAAAAAUCGCAAACGGCAAACGAGGCAACAUGGAGACUGGCGGGUAUGAGCGUAUUGUGAUGAAAGAGUUCCCACCUGGUUUUGAAUGUGUCAAAUCAUCCUGCAAAACCGCACGACGCAUACUAUUUCCGUAUGGGGGGGAAGGACUUAUCGUGGCCUUGAUCAGUACCAAGGUUAGCCAGGCCUUAAAAAAUAACAUCAAUAAAGAGGAAUACAAAACAGUUGAAUAG